AUGAAGCUGGCCUGGUCAAUGAAGAUGGUCAGGAAAUGGUUUAAUAUAAAAAGCAAAACAGAGGAGUUUCAAGCAGAUGCUCCUGCUCCUUCUGCUGGAGUUGAAGUAGAGCACAGAAGUAGCUUCUCAGCAGAGAAAGCUCCCAGCACAAUCAAGAAGACUAAAAGUGAGAAGCUCAGUAAGAACUGGGAGCAGCAAGCUCGGCAAAGGAAAAUGAAUUAUGAGAAUCCUCGGAUCGUUGAUGUCCAAAACUACAGCAUCUUUACUGCUACCUGGAACGUAGCUGGACGCUCUCCUCCUUCUGACUUAAACCUUGAUGAGUGGCUUCAUUCUUCAGCUCCUGCUGAUAUAUACGUCCUCGGAUUCCAAGAGAUUGUUCCUCUUAAUGCUGGUAACGUCCUUGGAGCUGAAGACAAUGGACCUGCUCAGAAAUGGCUCUCUCUUAUCCGUAAAACACUGAACAACCGACCAGGGACUAGUGGAACCAGCGGUUAUCACACACCUUCCCCUGUCCCUGUGCCUAUGGCAGAGCUUGACGCUGACUUCUCUGGCUCCACAAGGCAAAAGAACUCCACCUUCUUCCACAGACGCUCUUUUCAGACUCCAAGUAGUACAUGGAACGAUCCUUCUAUCCCUCAGCCAGGUCUUGACCGCCGUUUCAGCGUCUGUGACCGUGUCUUCUUCAGCCACAGGCCAAGUGAUUUUGACCCUAGUUUCCGUGGUAGCAGCAGCAGCAGUAGUCAUAGGCCUAGUGAUUACUCCAGAAGGCCUAGUGAUUACUCCAGGAGGCCUAGUGAUUAUUCAAGAGCUAGUGAUUACUCAAGACCAAGUGAUUACUACUCUAGACCGAGUGAUUACUCACGGCCAAGUGACUUCUCAAGGUCCUCUGAUGAUGAUAACGGUACUGGAGAUUCUCCAAGCACUGUCUUGUACUCACCAGGCUCUACAGCAAACGAAAAUGGGUAUAGGAUGCCAUGGAAUACUUCUCAGUAUUGUUUAGUUGCUAGCAAACAAAUGGUUGGUGUAUUCUUAACCAUUUGGGUGAAAAGUGAGCUAAGGGAACAUGUCAAGAACAUGAAAGUGUCUUGUGUUGGCAGAGGACUAAUGGGCUAUCUUGGGAAUAAGGGAUCGAUCUCAAUAAGCAUGUUGCUUCAUCAAACAAGCUUUUGCUUUGUUUGUACACACUUGACUUCAGGACAAAAGGAAGGUGAUGAGCUCAAGAGAAACUCAGAUGUCAUGGAGAUACUUAAGAAGACAAGGUUUCCUCGUGUUAAGAGCUCAGCGGAUGAAAAAUCCCCAGAGAAUAUACUUCAGCAUGACCGUGUAAUAUGGCUUGGCGAUCUAAACUACCGGAUAGCACUGUCUUAUCGAUCUGCUAAAGCACUUGUUGAGAUGCAGAACUGGAGAGCUUUGCUAGAAAACGACCAGUUAAGGAUUGAGCAGAAACGAGGCCAUGUGUUCAAAGGAUGGAACGAAGGAAAAAUCUAUUUCCCACCAACUUACAAGUACUCAAGGAACUCAGAUAGAUACUCUGGAGAUGACUUGCAUCCCAAGGAGAAACGUCGCACUCCUGCUUGGUGUGAUAGAAUAUUGUGGUACGGUGAAGGAUUGCAUCAGUUAUCUUAUGUAAGAGGGGAAUCAAGGUUUUCAGAUCAUAGACCAGUUUAUGGCAUUUUCUGUGCAGAGGUUGAGUCAGCUCAUAAUAAGUUAAAGAGAACAAUGAGCUGCUCUGCUUCACGGGUUCAAGCUGAAGAGCUCUUACCUUAUUCCCGUGGAUACACCGAGCUCAGCUUCUUCUAGAAGAAACACACAAGAUUUUUCAUUUCUCCACACUUCACGGUGAGCAAAAGUGUUUUUGGAUCUUUGAGAGUGAUGGAGACAGUUCAUUAACUCAAAGGGAACAGUUUGUAGGUGUAAAAAGUGUUUUGUAAUUUUGGCCUCGGUUAACAAGUUUUCACGUACCGGCGGUUCUGUGGUCUAUCCGGUUCAUAGUUUUGAUGGUUUUUGCUAACUCUGGUGGAUUUGAAAUUUUGCAAGCUACAUUAUAAGGCAAUCAACUAACUCAAUCAGAAACUGCCAAGUAGACAGAAGUUCAUUUAUUAAAUUUUCACCAUUAGGAUAAAUUAAGUUUUAUGUUCUUUGUUUUUAGUCCUUUGUAGCGUGUCCCCAUGGUAAUCAUAUUGUAAUGUUUAUUAUAUAAGUUUUAGGAGAUACAAAGAGAAAAGAUUUCCACUUUUAUUUUAUGAAAAUUGCCGAAAAGUGAACUUGAUGCCGUCUUGUAAUGAUCGUUGGACUGCAAAGAAAGUUUGGGUUCUAG
Molecule: messenger RNA, 2317 nt
Organism: Eruca vesicaria subsp. sativa (arugula)
Lineage: Eukaryota; Viridiplantae; Streptophyta; Magnoliopsida; Brassicales; Brassicaceae
Source: the annotation of a GenBank genome assembly